AGCGCGUUGACGCCCAUCCGAAAACAUCGCGAAUCCACAACUUGACCUACAACACUAACAACAACAAAGUCGUAACUCCAAACCCACUCCUCCUCCUCCACUUCCCAUUACAUACUUCUCCCCCUCAUCACUAUCGCUAAACUCUGCUUCCCGGACUACUUUUCGAAUCGCGACCGAAAUCCCCAUCCAUUCGACACGACUGCUUGCCUGUCAACGUCACCUAGGCAUGUUCGGCGCAUCUUCACCUGCUGUCUCCACCGGCGGCGGGAUGAACCUCUACCCAGACCUUCCAUCGGAGUUGCGCACCCAAACCACCGCCAAUGCGCCAUCGCAGCAACUGCAGCAGCAGCAACAGCAGCAACAGCAAGGCUCCCAGACCUCUACAGCGACAACCACCACCACGACAACAACGAACAACUCCUCUCUAGCGCCUGCGCGAGGCACAACAGACAACCUUGGACCCGUUCAGCGGGCGGCAAGAAGCAUCCAGGAGACCCUAGAGGCAGAGAAGAGGUAUCCACAGCUGGAUGACAUCGUAUCGCAGGGUCAGUCACAAGACUAUGAGUUGGCCCCGGCGCAUGCCUGGGAGCCUUUCGUCCGCGUUAAUAGCUACACGAUACCAGAUGUCAUCUUUGAACAGUACAACCGCGUCACAAGUUACACGCUGAUGGGCUUGUUUCCGGAGAUCAAGCAGGCAUGGGUUACCGUUGACAAUCGGCUGUACAUGUGGGAUUAUGCUACGCAGACCGGUUUCAUGGGCUACGAGCAGCAGACCAAUACGAUUACGGCGGUCCGAAUGCUGAAGCCAAAGCCAGGCGUGUUUGAGAAUGUUAACUACAUUCUCGUUGUGGCUACAAUGGUUGAUGUGUUUUUACUUGGUGUGAACGCAACGCAAAACCAGCGAGGGAUCUUUGACGUCACGCUAUUUGAGACCGGAAUGAGUAUUCCAACCAAGGGAAUCAACGUUACGAUCAUAGAAGGCAGCAAGAAGACAGGAAGGAUCUUCCUUGCCGGUCACACAGAUAACGAAGUUUACGAAUUUUCUUACCAGGCGGAAGAGCGAUGGUUCCAAGGUCGAUGUCAAAAGAUCUGUCACACCACAAGCAGCGCAUCUGCGUUUGCUCCCCGACUGCCGGCAUGGGCGUCUGGACCAAAAGACACCGAAAAUGUCAAGCAGAUGGUUGUGGACGAUACCAGGAAUCUGCUGUACACAUUGUCCUCGAAAUCGACAAUACGAGUCUUCCACUUGCGCGGCGAUGGAGCUCUCGUGCAGAGUCUCUCGCAUUCGUUCUCGCACACUCUGGCAAACAUCCGUGUCAUGGUUGGAAACACUCCACUAUUGGGACCCGAAACCCCGAUUGUGUCGAUAUCACCGGUCUCGGCCCUCCAAGCUAGACGCACACAUCUCAUUGCCGUUACAAAGUCUGGAUGCCGGCUCUUUAUGAGCGCUGUUUCGUCCGAAUACGGCUUCGGAGGCACCGACUCAGCCCCCACCAGCAUGCAGGUUAUCCACAUCCGAUACCCGCCCAACGGUUUAGUCCACAACGAUGUGCGGAAAGCCAAGGUCUUCACACCCGGAUACUUCUUCUGUUUCAUGGAAAGGAAUCCCACACUGGACGAGCUGCUCUUUGCUGCGCCGGAUUCUGCGAAAAUUCAGGCACUCGCAGAUGGUGGUAACAUAAGGCUGCAGCUUGCCGAGCAAGCAAGCACCGCAGACUUGGGUUCUCGAGUGGAGUCCAUUGAGCUUGUCGCUGGGCCUUUUGCUGCCCAACGAUCGCCCCCUGGAUUCGGAAAUGAGCUCGCCACGCAGUACGACGUGACACCGACGGAAAUCGCUAUUCUCACAAAUUCUGGAGUCACUGUACAUCGUCGACGACGACUUGUGGAGGUAUUUGAUGGGCUGCUGAGAUACGGCAGUGCGGCUUCGACAAUCGGUGUGGAGGGUGAAGUUCGCAAGUUUUUUAAUGACUAUGGACGCGCUGAAGGUUGUGCAUCUGCACUUGCUGUCGCUUGCGGUGCUAGCCAGGAUUCCACAGCCUCCCAGACUGCUUCCAGGAUUAGCGACAUGGAAAUUGAGGAUCUUGCUCGGAGGUACUUCAUCGAAUUCGGUGGUAAGCCGAGGGCUGAUAAUGUCUUUGAAGCCUCCGGGGUGCCUAGCCUUGACAGCAUCAAGGUUUCGGGCCGCGCUGAAGGAUUGCAACUUUACCUCGCCCGCAUCGUUCGGAGUAUAUGGAAGGCGUUCAUUAUCAGCGAAUCUCGGACCCCCGGCGGCGGCUUGGAAUAUGUUUCGAGCGUUCCCAUGGCGAAGCUGAGGUUGAUUCAGGACCAACUUGUGCGACUUGAUCACUUUGUCCGGACAAACAAGAGCUUCAUCGUGGGCUUGUCUGGUGCGGACAGUCUCCUGGUUGCUGGCAGCAAAAUUGACGAAGUGGCGAACCAGGCGGAACACCGCAUGCUCCACGCGCUUGUCACAUUAAACCAGAGUAUGAUCGAGGGCAUUUCAUUCGUCUUGUUCUUGUUGGAGGAUAAGCUCACCGACAUCAUUCUUUCUUUGGACACUGCGAGCCGAGAAUUGGUUGGUACCAUGACCUAUGGUGGCCUUUUCGCCACUCCCCAGGGACAGAAUCUUGCCAAGGAACUGGUCACCGCUAUCGUCAACAGGAACAUCGCCCAUGGAGUGAAUGUGGACACGAUUGCGGAUGCUCUCAGAAGGAGGUGCGGUUCCUUCUGCAGUGCUGAUGACGUGGUUGUGUUCAGGGCACUGGAACAAGUCAAGAGGGCCAAGACGGAGAAGGACGCAGAUGUCAAGCACAGGCUCUUGAGAGAGAGUCUCCGCUUAUUCGAAGAGACCGCAGCUAGUCUGACAAUGGACAACCUUUCGGACAUGGUGCAGCAGUUCCGGGAGCUUCAGUAUCACCCAGGCGCGGUUCAACUGGCACUUGUGGUUGCGAAGGAGGCAGAUCGGGGAAACAUCACGUUGCAGUUCUUGACCGAGCCUCCAACGGUGGAGAACGAGACAUCGGAGAUUUACCACAAGCGCGUCCAGUGCUAUGGCUUCAUCUUCGCAAUCCUAGAAGACCUCGAUCGACUCAGCACUCAAUCCCCGGAGAUGAUUGACGGUGCUCCAUCUCCCAUAAUGCGUCUUCGAAACGAGACCUGGACUCUGAUCUACAACUCCGACGACGAGCUAUUCCACUACCACCUAUACGACUGGCUUUACUCCCAGGGCGGUGCCUAUGCGGAACGUUUGCUCGACAUCAACUCCCCAUACGUCCUUGGAUAUCUCACAUACCGAGGCGCGGAAUCACUCGAUCACUGCGAACUGCUCUGGCAAUACCAUUCGCGGCGAGAGCGGUUCUUCGAAGCGGCGGAAGUUCUUCACGAGCUUGCCAUCUCCGAGUUCCAGCUUACGUUGGAGAAGCGACUCGAGUUCUUCUCUCGUGCGAGAAACUUCUGCAAUUCUUCGUACUCGGGUGCCUCAAGGAGGAAGAUGAACGAGCUCGGUCAGACGAUCCAGGAGGAGCUAGACGUCGCUGUCAUCCAAGACGAUCUGUUGAAGAGGCUGCGCGAAGACCCCCGGAUAUCAACUGAGAAGAAGUUUAAGCUUGAGGCCAAGUUGGGUAAGGGGAUCAUCGAUCUCAGCAAGCUGUUUAACGAGUACGCAUCUCCCUAUGCUUACCACGACAUUUGCCUGGCGAUCUUCCAGGUAGCCGAAUACCGCGGCUCCGCCGACAUAAAGAAGUGCUGGGAGAUGUUAAUCUCUCAAAAGCACACGCAAGCACUCGAACAGGGGGAAGCACAGCCCUUUGAGGUUGUCGCCGAGACAGUCCGCAGCAUGGGAAGCCGUUUCGCGUCGAGCGAAUACAUUUUCCCGGCUGGCGACCUGAUCCCGCUGCUUGAGCGGUAUGCAUUCGAGCACCAGCGCGACGUCGGCCCCGACGGCUGGGUGGUGGACACGUUCAUAGAGGCUGGAGUAGCAGAAGAACGGAUCCUCCACGUGCUGGUGGACAUGUUCUACCGUGACGAAGUUCCAUUCCGCGGACUCGCGAAACGUCGGAUCCUGGUCGACACGGUCAAUCUGGUGGAGCGCUGGUGGAGUAAGGUUAUUAAGCGGGGCGGAAGCAGCUCCGAGGGCUUCAGGGGACAGACAGUUUCUGAGGCGCUUAGAAGGAUGAUGACGCAACUGCCCACUGUCGGCCCGGAGGCGGAUAGAGUGGACAGAGUGUUGGCGGAUAUCGCGAGGAGGGGGUAUUAAUGGGGUUGCGAUGUGUAUGUGAGGGUGAGGAGGAAGGGGAAAAGUGGGCAAUUCAAAGUUGUGGGCGUCGUUGUAUUAUAGUGAAGAUACAGAGGGGGGGGUUCGGUUUUUACUUCUUCUUUACUUCUUCUACAUCUGUGUUUUCUGAUUCCGA
Molecule: messenger RNA, 4409 nt
Organism: Tricharina praecox
Lineage: Eukaryota; Fungi; Ascomycota; Pezizomycetes; Pezizales; Pyronemataceae
Product: Non-repetitive/WGA-negative nucleoporin C-terminal-domain-containing protein
Exons: 5
Coding region: 227-4255 (1342 amino acids)
Biological process (GO): transcription-dependent tethering of RNA polymerase II gene DNA at nuclear periphery; protein localization to nuclear inner membrane; RNA export from nucleus
Cellular component (GO): nuclear pore; nuclear pore inner ring
Molecular function (GO): structural constituent of nuclear pore
Source: RefSeq, a predicted model, not a curated record